UUCAACUUUCCAUGGCCUUUUCCAUAUACAGAAACAACCUUCUUCUAUUUCUAUCUUCAAUAUUUAUUACCUCGGGAGUCUACCUAGCUAUAUCUUUCUUUUUUCACCCUCCACAAAAAUCUCUUUUUCUUUCUCUCAAUUAUUUUUUUUCCUCUUCUUCUUUACGUUUUUUGGGGUAUCGACAGUGCUGUAAUAUAUAAACCUAGGUAAGUGGCUAAUAUAGGAGAUCCAUCAAAUUGAUUAAUCGAGGAGAAGAGAAGUGAAAUGGGUCGUGGGAAGAUCGAAAUCAAGAGGAUAGAGAACCCGACGAACAGGCAAGUAACUUACUCCAAGCGCAGAAAUGGCAUCUUCAAGAAAGCCCAAGAACUUACUGUUCUCUGCGAUGCCAAGGUUUCUCUCAUCAUGAUCUCUAAUACCGGCAAGCUCCAUGAGUUCAUCAGCCCUACUGCCACGACGAAGAAGAUGAUAGAUCAAUACCAAAGUACUUUAGGAGUUGAUCUGUGGAGUACCCACUACCAGAAAAUGCAAGACAACUUGAAGAAGCUGAGAGAAAUCAAUAACAAGCUAAGGAGAGAGAUUAGGCAAAGAAGUGGGGAAGACUUGCAUGAUGCUAGCGUGGAAGAACUGCGCGGUCUUGAGCAAAACAUGGCCUCGGCUUUGGAGGUCAUACGGGAACGAAAGUUUCAUACUAUCAAAACACAGACUGAUACUUAUAAGAAAAAGGUUCGGAACUUGGAGGAACAAAAUGGAAAUCUCUUGCUUAAAUUCGAAACGAGAUAUCACGGUGAUCCACAUUACGGACUAAUUGAGAAUGAAAGGGAUUACGAAUCUGCAAUUGCACUUGCUAAUGGAGCUUCCAACCUUCAUGCAUUUCGUCUUCACCAUAACCACCACCCAAAUGACCUUCACCUCGGAGGAUUUGGUUGCAGUGAUCUUCGUCUUGCUUGAAUGGAUGUUUAUAAUUAAUUAUUAUGGAAGAACAAAUAUAAUAAUUAAGGAUUAAUGGUCGGAUUGUACUUCAAUAUUGUCUAGUAUUACGGCCUAUAAAAAUAGGCAUUUCUCAUAUGUGCUUUUUUGGAUUGCAAUAUAUUGACUGGCAAGAACUCUCGUUGCCUUCUUUUAA
Carica papaya (papaya) is the source of this 1123-nucleotide messenger RNA. RefSeq names its product agamous-like MADS-box protein TM6. NCBI's taxonomy places the organism in Eukaryota, Viridiplantae, Streptophyta, Magnoliopsida, Brassicales, Caricaceae. The record is from RefSeq and is a predicted model, not a curated record. Gene Ontology annotation, molecular function: protein dimerization activity; RNA polymerase II transcription regulatory region sequence-specific DNA binding; DNA-binding transcription factor activity. Gene Ontology annotation, biological process: positive regulation of transcription by RNA polymerase II. Gene Ontology annotation, cellular component: nucleus.